Rubroshorea leprosula is the source of this 446-nucleotide messenger RNA. Lineage: Eukaryota; Viridiplantae; Streptophyta; Magnoliopsida; Malvales; Dipterocarpaceae. The record is from the annotation of a GenBank genome assembly.
AAUAAAACGACGCCGAUUCUUUUUUUCAUCCCAUAGAAAAAGGCUUUUUGCUUAAGAUAAGCAUCGGAGAGUCACAGACCCAUGCUGCAAACAGCGGCGCCACCCCCCGCCGACUUCCAUCACGCAAUAAAACCAUUUUCACAACAUGGACAUGGGAAGGUCUCCUUGUUGUGAGAAAGGAACCUGGACCAAAGAAGAAGACGACCUGAAGACGACCUGCUCAUAUCUUACAUCAAAGCUCACGGGGAGGGCUGUUGGAGAUCGCUCCGAAAAGCCGCCGGCCUUCUCCGUUGUGGCAAGAGUUGCCGCCUCAGAUGGAUUAACUACCUCCGCCCUGACCUCAAGCGAGGUAAUUUCACCAGUGAAGAAGAUGAAAUUAUAGGGCUGCUUACCUUAACAAGGUGGAAAAGGCUGCCGGAAAAAGAAAAUAAAAAAAGAAACGGUGU